Gymnodraco acuticeps is the source of this 6931-nucleotide messenger RNA. It is a transcript of the gene man1a2, whose product is annotated as mannosidase, alpha, class 1A, member 2. Gene Ontology annotation, cellular component: Golgi membrane; endoplasmic reticulum; extracellular exosome. The transcript has 14 exons. Gene Ontology annotation, biological process: N-glycan processing; carbohydrate metabolic process. The coding region runs from base 420 to 2366 and encodes 648 amino acids. NCBI's taxonomy places the organism in Eukaryota, Metazoa, Chordata, Actinopteri, Perciformes, Bathydraconidae. The record is from RefSeq and is a predicted model, not a curated record. Gene Ontology annotation, molecular function: calcium ion binding; mannosyl-oligosaccharide 1,2-alpha-mannosidase activity.
GUCGCUGCAGUCCCACAGAGCGGCUACACAUCAAUAUCCUCUCGGUGUCCCCGGAGCUGUGUACCGCUAUGUGGCUCUAAAGCGACUGUUCAAACGGGAGCAGGCUUUACCACGACGAGGACGAAUGUGGACUUGAGGACACCUGCAAACAGGGACUUAUUCUUCCAAAAGACGGACCGGGAAUCCCCGUUUUUCACCGAGCAAAUGAGAAAGGAUCGUCAUGACCCUUUUCCCUUGGACCUGUCACUCCUUCACUGAGGGACCUUCGCCCUUAUUGGUUUCUAGACUUAUUAAUACCGGGAUGAGAUAAUAAAGUCAUCCAGCUCGUGCAUGCUGCUACAACAACACCUGUGGCACUUGUAAACCCACCCUGCCCCCCUAACCCCUGCCCAAGCUAAGAUCAAGUCAACAGUUGAACCAUGACGACACCAGCUCUCCUGCCUCUGUCGGGCCGCAGGAUACCCACUCUGUCUCCGGGAGCCUCCUCUUUCCCGCACCACAGGGCCACGCUGAGGCUCUCCGAGAAGUUCAUCCUCCUCCUCAUUCUCAGUGCCUUCAUCACCUUGUGCUUCGGGGCCUUCUUCUUCUUACCGGACAACUCCAAGCACAAGCGCUUCGACUUGGGUUUGGAGGAUGUGCUCAUCCCUCAUAUUGACUCGCCCAAAGAGGGAAAGCACGCCUCUGGACAGGUGGUCAUUCAUGGACAAGGGGCACAUGAUGAGCACAGACACAGGGAGGAGGAGGAGAGCCUGCGGGACAAGAUCCGAGCAGACCACGAGCGAGCACUGCAGGAGGCCAAGGAGAAGCUGAGGAAGUCACGUGAAGAGCUGCAGGCUGAGAUUCAGACUGAGAAAAACAAAGUAAUGGAGGAACUGAAAAAGAAGGAUGCGGGGCCUAAACCUUUGCCACCCGUCCCCAUGCCAAAGGUGGUGGGUGUCAGCGAUGGUGAGCCUGCAGAGCCGGACGUCAAGGAGAAACGAGACAAGAUCAGAGAGAUGAUGAAGCAUGCAUGGGACAGCUACAGGCAGUACGGCUGGGGUCACAACGAGCUGAAGCCCCUCGCCAAGAAAGGACAUUCCACAAAUAUCUUUGGCAAUUCCCAGCUGGGGGCGACCAUUGUGGACGCGUUGGACAGCCUCUACAUCAUGGGUCUGCACGACGAGUUCAAGGACGGCCAGGAGUGGAUCGAACAGAAUCUGGACUUUGGAGUGAAUGCCGAGGUGUCUGUGUUUGAGGUCAACAUUCGUUUCAUAGGAGGACUGCUGGCCGCCUACUACCUCUCUGGACAGGAAAUGUUCAAGCUGAAGGCGGUGCAGCUAGCGGAGAAGCUGCUCCCGGCCUUCAACACCCCCACCGGGAUCCCCUGGGCCAUGGUCAACCUGAAGAGUGGUGUUGGGCGUAACUGGGGCUGGGCGUCGGCCGGCAGCAGCAUCCUGGCAGAGUUUGGAACUCUGCACAUGGAGUUCGUUCACCUCACCUACCUGACAGGAAACCCCGCCUACUACCAGAAGGUGAUGCACAUCAGGAAGCUGCUCGCCAAAAUGGACCGACCCAACGGACUGUAUCCAAACUACCUGAACCCUCGGACGGGGCGCUGGGGACAACAUCACACCUCAGUUGGAGGACUUGGGGACAGUUUCUACGAGUACCUGCUGAAGGCAUGGCUCAUGUCCGACAAGACCGAUACAGAAGCCCGCAAAACCUACGAUGAAGCCAUUGAGGCUAUCGAGCGGCACCUGAUACGCAAAUCCAACGGCGGUCUGACGUUUAUCGGCGAGUGGAAGAACGGCCACCUGGAGAGGAAGAUGGGGCACCUGGCGUGCUUCGCCGGCGGCAUGUUUGCUUUGGGCGCCGACGGCUCGCCUGACGAUAAAGCCGGACACUACCUGCAGCUCGGAGCCGAGAUCGCUCACACCUGCCACGAGUCCUACGACCGGACAGUGUUGAAGCUGGGCCCGGAGGCCUUUAAGUUCGACAGCGGCCUGGAGGCGGUGGCCGUGCGGCAGAAUGAGAAAUACUACAUCCUGCGGCCGGAGGUCAUCGAGACGUACUGGUACAUGUGGAGGUUCACCCACGAUCCCAAAUAUCGCCAGUGGGGCUGGGAGGCAGCGCAGGCCAUUGAUAAGUACUGCAGGGUGAGUGGAGGUUUCUCCGGGGUGAAGGACGUCUACUCCUCCAACCCGACCUACGACGACGUGCAGCAGAGCUUCUUCCUGGCCGAGACGCUAAAGUAUCUGUACCUGCUGUUCUCCAGCGACGACCUGAUGCCCUUUGACAGUUGGGUUUUCAACACGGAGGCUCACCCGCUGCCUGUGCUCCACCUGGGGAACAUCACCCUGCCUGGCAGCGAGCCGUCUCAGCAGUAAACAGGAAGUGCUGUUCUCCUCCACAGCAGCAGGGGGCGCCACCUGUCUGAACGACAAACAACCCACCAACACUGGACAAAGUUACAUUCGGCUCCACAGACUCUCUACUGCUUCUGGACUGCAGACAUCAACCAGAGGAAUGAUGGAGAGCCUCCCGAGGGGACGUAGAGACCCUCUCUCUUCUUCUAUGUUUUACUCUUUGACUCUCUCUGUCUUCUCUGAAAGACGGCGUUUUUUGCUGCUCAGCCUCGCGACUGGCUUGAACUGACUCUGAACGACCGAGCUAUAAUUAAGGCUCGAUUUGUUUGUUUUUUUGUUAUUAUUUGUAGUGAACAAACUCUACUCCCAUACAGACUCAAGCUGAGGCAUUAUGGGUUUUCUGUGAAGGAUUACAGUCAGUUUGACACUGUACUGAUGGAAGUGGGUGUUUGUUUUUCUUCCAGACUGACUGACUUGAGGACUUUACAGGGUCUGUUGAUGUGUUUUUUAGUUUGGACUCAUGGGGACACAGGGUUGAAUGAAAGCCCUUCGCUUCUCCCUGAACCCUCCUCUUACUCCACUUCCUGUUUAAACUUAAUCUGAUGGACUUUGACAUGGAACUAUUCGCAGCUCGUCACAUCAUCAGUGCGAGGGCGGGUUGUGUCUCCUCCUCCUCCUCCUCCUCUUCCUCCUUUUACUCCUCUAACCCUCCUUUUUUCAGAACAGUGGACCAUUGUACAUGAACAGUAACUCCACCUGGACAGCAGCAGCUUCUCCAUCUUCUCUCUACACACCUCGACAUCUUUCCAGUUCCUCUCCCAGAUAUAAACGUCACCGAGUGCUGCUACAUUUCUUCAUUUUCCGCCACCUUUCUCUGAUCAUCUGAUUCAUAGUUCCUGUCCAUUUAUCGCCUCAAUUUGUUCUCUUGUUUCUCGCCUUCUCAUAACACAUUUUUGAGUGUCUGUGUGUGUGUGUGGGUAAGAUAACCUCUGCUGUAAAUCAUUGAUUCGUGCACUUUGUAUGGGAAGACUAUGAAGAAGAGGGGAAAUAGAAGUGUAGCACUGAAAGAGCUGAAUAUAGGCUCCCUGCUGAUCUCCCAGCAUGCAACAGUCGCUCCGUAUAUCACGUAAAUUGUAUGAACUAUACCGUUCUCAACCACUUAUUUUUUACAUUCCUGCUUUAAUUGUCUCUUCGUUUCUCAAUCCUUCUCUUCUCUUGUCCAUUGUAACCUUCAUUCUCCUUAACUAAAACAAAACAUAUAAACUCUUGAAGAUUUGUUUCUGACGUUUUCCAGAAAAGAGGUAAGGCUCAUUUUAAAACAUUCAUUUAACAAUGUCCAAGUUUUUGGAUAAUCUCUAAAUCACAGUUUGAGCUUUUGAGAAAUAUAUAUCACCUGUUAAAUGUACAUUAUAAAGCUGCAAGCAUGUCCCCUUUGGGUUUAAUGUUCAGUAAACAAUCAUGACGAAUAACUACUGUACAGAUUCAAGUCACCUUUUUUCGUCCCCAUUAUCAUAUCUUCAAAAAAAAGUUAAAAUCUUCACAUCUGGCUCGCUUAUCUCUCCCGACACAUAACUCUCUCUGUUUCGUCUGAAACUGUGCGAGGGAUUUACUGCUUUGCUCAGAUAAUAGAUAAUACAGUCUGUUACUAAAUAUUACAUUCGAGAACAACCAAAACAACUCUGGAAGAGAGUGACAGAUCUGUUGAAUGCUGAUUUUCAAUGUGUGCAUAAAGCAGUUAUACGCCUCUUUAAAAACACACAGGUGAAUUUCAUGCUAAGAAACAACUAGGGCUGUACCCGAAUAUCUGAUUAUUCGUUCGUUGGAGUACUAUUCGGGUUUCAAUUUCGUUAUUCGGAUAUUCGUUUUUGUUUUUUUUAUUUAUUGAAAACUCCAAUAUCAACGUAAGAGCUCUUCGGGGGGUGCUAACACUUAACCAUAAACUUUAUAGUUUACUUUCUCCGUCUUUAUAUGUAGAUAUGACUUUUCUCCGUUAAUUUCCGUCACGUUGUUUCCAUAGCAACAAUAAUUUCCUGUCAACAGCGCUAACUCUCCUUCAAAAUAAAAGCAUGUCCAUACAAAAUAGGAAUCCAAGCCAAAUUACACUUAAGACAUAUACAACUGCAACGAAAGUAACAAACACAAUGCGAUAUCCUUUUCAAUUUCAAAGAACACAAAUUGGGUUACAUUAACAAAUAACUAUAACACAACAAUACUGUAGAAUAACAAAAUGAAUGCCGUGAAUACACCGAAAUACAUGUGUUGAAGCGCAGGGACCGAAUAUUCGCUGCUGAUUACUACCGCAUAUCCGGAGCCCGAAAAAUGGUAUUCGGGACAGCCCUAGAAACAACACUGACUGAAAACCUAAAGUGCUGCUGCAGAAAACCAAACAAUCGUAUAACUGUUCAUAUAAUAUAUAUGGAAAAUGUUGCAAUUUCAAAAUUAAAGAAAGACCAUUUCAACCUCUAUAAUCUGCGACUCAAGUGGAAAUAUUUUGCACAAGACUUAUUUUUCAAGAUAAGAAAUAUGAUGUUUUAAUGAAGGCUAUAUUUCUUACAAUGUGACAGCAGCAGCUGCUAUAACCAUGGCAACAAUUAUAUCUGAACCACAAGAAAUGCUACCAGGAGGAAGAGAAAUGGCAGCAGAGAGGAGGAGAUGGAGAUGUUGAGUGACUCAGUAUUCAGCUUAAAUCAUCCAAUGUUGAAACAUGUUCAUUUUGAAGGUCAACAUUUCAGUCAAACCUCCCAAAUCUUCAUCCUCCAUCUACAAAAUGCUCAAAUUUUGUUUUUCGAAUUAACGUUUUUUUUUUCUGAUCCACUUGCCAUGUUUGUUUUUACAAAGAGUGUGUGUGUGUGUGUGUGUGUGUGUGUGUGUGUGUGUGUGUGUGUGUGUGUGUGUGUGUGUGUGUGUGUGUGUGUGUGUGUGUGUGUGUGUGUGUGUGUGUGUGUGUGUGUGUGUGUGUGUGUGUGUGUGUGUGUGUGUGUGUGUGUGUGUGUGUGUGUGUGAGCUCAUUAAUACGGUUGUGUGACGUGAAUCUGCAAUGUGUCCAAACUCUACGUAUCAACUGACUGGUUUAGAAACAGAGAAAGAAAGUAAUGGGAAUACGACUACUAAAGAAGAGUUUUGGGAAGUUUGAUCCGAAGAGUAGGAAUUGCACUAAACCAGGAUGAUUUUGUGUGUGUGUUAUUGUGCGUCUGAUUCUUUUCAAGCCUUAUUUUCAAAUGUGUGUCGCCUUGGCCAAUACGGUGCUCUUUCUUUUCCUUUGCUUUGAGUUUUUUUUAAUACAUGAUGUAGUGUAGAUAGAUGCAGAACUGUGAUGGAGUAAAAACGAAGUUGACGCAUCAAAGAAAAAAAGAAAACGAUUUUAAAUGUUGUUUACCGCAGAGUCACAUGACUAAAGGUUCUCAAACUGCUGAUUUACUUUCAGCUUUCUAAACUCCCCUCCUGACAAAGGUAGCUGUCAAUAAAGUAUAAUUGUGUGAAUGAAAACAAUAUGGUUACAACAAAGAUGGAAAGGUUUAAUUUGAGUGAUUGAUUAAUAGCCAGCAUUUUCCUAUUUCCCUUUGCCUCUAAAUGCUUCAAGAAGAUUAACAAAGCGGUUGGUUUUAGUCUUUUCAUGUGUUUGGAUGAUAUAGAUUUAAAACAGCAAAUAUAAUACAAAAUAUCAACAAGUAACAUAAUCAUCAACCAUCUCUGUCCUGAUUUGACAGGCAGGUCGAGGAAGACGUUACAGAUAUUUUAGGAGAAUGUCUCAAUAUUAAAAUGCUUUUAGGAUUUAAGGCCAAGCAACUUUAACCAAACUUCUUGCCAACGUUCAAGACAAUGUUACACUUACGGCCCGUCCACACUACAGCUUCAAAAAAAGCUUGGAGCUGGGCGUGUCUGAAGCUCGACCAACAACCAAUCACAUGAAUCUCCCGCCCCUGACACACAAGCAGCGGUUUGAUUGGCUAGAGCUUGUACUGGCAUAUGAUUUGAUUGGCUGACGCUUCCGCCGAAAGCUUCAGAAGCUUCAAAAGUUGAACAUUGCUCAACUUUUGCAGCCUGCAACGUCAGGAAAGCUGCGCUCUGCUUCCCACAAUGCAGUUCGGCAAAAAGUGACGUCACCCCAUUCAAAGUGAAUGGGCAGAAGCGUUGGAAACCACUUUUGAAGCUGUAGUCUGGACGGGCCGUUAGUUUAUAUGUAAUUAAUCCACUUCCACAACAACAGCAGUCACCCUUGUUAUUUUAUUUAACGUUUUAUGGAACUUCAUCGAUCAGUGUACAUACAGGAUAUUUCUCUGCACAUUCAACAUGUUCCUCCCCCCUGCUCCCUCCUCUCUCUCCGGUGGGGGUCCAUUAAUGCAGUACAGUCAUGGCUCUCAGUAUCCUCAUCUUCAUCACCUUCAUCUGACGGGGUGGGGGGUAAAGCCCGGGCAGAAACCUGGGCACUCGCUGGGAGUGAAACGAUGAUUUUGAAAAAUGUUGUGUUCUGUAUUUGUAUUUUUACUGAACUAAAAAAAAAACUAUUAAAGUAUCUGUACAUAUGUUUAAAACUGAGACACAAAUUCAAUAAAGAUGUUAUGAAAAGUGAUCAGACACAAAGAGUA